CACUACACCGGUUUCGCCAUUGUUAGUCGAACCCUGAAGCCCUGAAGAGGUUUCUCGUCGGAUUGCGAGCAACUUGCCGAGACUGUGCCCCCCGCAGAAGGUGAACUGCCAGUGAACUUGACCUCUUGGUCGUUGUGCGCCUCAGCGAGGAAGUGAUUUGAAGCAGAGACAAGUAUUUUUAGCCCUUGUGAACGCACCUCAGGCUGUGACUAAUAUCGCGAGGGGCUCGCCAGCAAAAAGCCUACAUCAUGAACUGUUACGCGGCCGGACUUGCCAUGGCGCUGCUGGUGAUCGCAGUGCAAGCAGAAACCGGUUUCUACGUGCCCAAAGCUUAUUAUACGAUCGACGAGAACGGCUACCAGUCGCCGCUCAUCUACAUCGACAGUAUUCCGCAAGUUUUCCACCGUGCCCGGCGAUCUGCUCAGCUAGUGCCCAACUUUGGAUUUCCCGUCAACUUCCCGAACAUUCCGUUCCCGAAUCCGAGCCAGGGUGGCAACUUCCAGUCGGUGUCCAUCACCAGCGGAGGCUCUGGCGGAUUGAAUAAUCGGUUUGACGAGAACGGACAAUCGGCACCCGCCGCAACCAUCAACACGUUCUCGUCGCAAAACGGGCAGGUCACCCACCUGACACACCACAUCGAUAAGGAUGGCAAAGUGACGACACAUACGAACAAGAACAAGAACUGAGAGGAUAUUCAUG
This is a messenger RNA of Anopheles bellator, 699 nucleotides long. RefSeq lists its product as uncharacterized. The coding region runs from base 249 to 686 and encodes 145 amino acids. The record is from RefSeq and is a predicted model, not a curated record. The transcript has 5 exons. NCBI's taxonomy places the organism in Eukaryota, Metazoa, Arthropoda, Insecta, Diptera, Culicidae.